AGUCCGGAGUGCCUAAUGUAAUACUGGUAUGAGCAGUCACUUUCAAAGAUGACAUCACAAGAUAAAUUUCUACUCAAGAUUGGCAAUAGGAUAGGUGACAAGUAUAGUGCUCUCGGCAUCCAGCUAGGCCUCAACAAUGCCGAUAUUUUCUACAUAAAAGGGAAUAAUCCCCAUAAUUCUGCACAAUGGGGAUAUGAUAUAUUAUCAACAUGGGCACAAAGACAACCAAACCAAAUGCCAUUACUAGCUGAAGCUCUUAGAAAUCAAGAGGUGGGCAGAGUUGAUCUUGCAGAAAUGGUGGAAGCAUACAUAGCUGGUGCCAAAACCCAUCUAGAUUAUAAAUAUUGCAAGGACCAUGGAGCUAGUAUAAAGAAAAUGGAAGCAGAAAUUCAAUAUCAAGGAGAUCAGAUACAUAACCUAAAAAAUCAAAAUAAGCAACUAGAAGUAGAUGUAGCCAAGGGUAAGAUGGCAUAUGAAACUAUGGAAUCUGAACAUGAGAACACAAAGUACACCUUGAGGCAGGCAGAACAAAGAAUAGUCUCAUUGGAACAAAAGACUGCAAGUUCUACAACAAAGGCUAAGCUAGAAACACAUCCAUCCUCAAAUAGGAUGCUCUCCCUAGAGUCUCCCUCAAUUAGCUUUAGCUACAUCGAGGACGACGACGGCGGCAACGACGGCGGCAACUACUACGGCGGCAACAACUACUACAUCGACUACAUCGUAGAUGCGGCAACCUUUGGCAAAGGUUGGCCAAAGCGAAGCCAUCCCAGAAGCAAGAGCAGUAAUUACAGGUCAUGAGCAAUGAUAGCAAUAGCAUUGAUCAUACCUUACUUGCCCUUCCCUUUCAUACCAAACACUGAAAGUUUAAUAGGUACUAAUCCUUUUUCAAAUAU
Messenger RNA from Owenia fusiformis, 893 nucleotides. The record is from the annotation of a GenBank genome assembly. NCBI's taxonomy places the organism in Eukaryota, Metazoa, Annelida, Polychaeta, Sabellida, Oweniidae.